AUGGCUGGUACUUCGUCCGAGGAGGAAGCGCGGUACACCUUAGAAGGUGCUAAUGACAUCGAGCCGCUGGCUGAUGGCACUGGCAGCUGGCUGGCGCACCGGGCAACGAAGGACGUUCCGGGAAGUGGUCCCGGAGACGACUGGAUCACGGAGGUCUUCUCGGACCCUAGCGGUGCACAAGGCGCCAACAUUGCUUCUUCUGCGGCGUUCCAGGUACCAAGCGCCCGGUUUACACAUCGGCCCAGGAUCCUGGUCCUCUACGGCUCCCUUCGGCCGACUUCCUUCUCACGCAAGAUGGCCCACGAGUGCGCUCGACUCCUGGAGGUUCUCGGAGCAGAGGUGCGGACAUUCAAUCCGAUGGGCCUCCCGGUGAGGGACCCGGCAUUGGAGGACCACCCCAAAGUCCAGGAGUUGCGGAACCUGUCAAAGUGGUCCGAGGGCCACGUGUGGUCAAGCCCUGAGAUGCAUGGAUGCAUUACUGGGGCCUUCAAGAACCAGAUCGAUUGGCUGCCACUGAACACCGGCUCUGUGCGCCCGACGCAGGGGCGAACCUGCGUGGUGCUGCAAGUCAAUGGAGGCAGCCAGAGCUUCAAUGCCGUUAAUGAGUUGAGACGACUCGCACGGUGGAUGCGAAUGCCGUGCUGCACGAACCAGUCCUCUGUUCCCAAGGCCUGGCAAGAAUUCGAUGACGAUGGAAGGAUGAAGGACUCCAGCUUUCGCGAUCGCGUUGUCGACGUCAUGGAAGAGUUUUAUAAGUUUACCCUUAUCAUGCGCGAGCACGCGGAUGCACUUAACGACCGUUUCUCCGAGAGAAAGGAGGUCGCGCAGAAAGGCAAGCUGCUGACACAGGCCGAGCAUCUCGGCCUAUGUUUUCAUUCCAGGAACACGCGACACGUUGAGCUUUUUCUUAGAAGAAUGGAACUGCUCAACGUCUGGUCCAACCCUGAACCCCCAAAAUGCCCAAAGCAAGUUCAAAAUCCAGAUAACUUGCAAUUCCUGUAUACUGGUCAAUGCGCCACCUGA
Molecule: messenger RNA, 1023 nt
Organism: Symbiodinium sp. CCMP2592
Lineage: Eukaryota; Dinophyceae; Suessiales; Symbiodiniaceae
Source: the annotation of a GenBank genome assembly